GAAGUGCAAGUUCGUGGGAAUAUUCUUUAGGUCCUUCCUAAUCCACCACUACUUCCGCUCCAGCGUCAUUUGAGCGUCACUGACUUUUGUCCAAUCUUCCUUCGUGCCCUGGCUGGUUCCUAACAUGUCACUGAUAAAUGCCAUCGUUUCCCGAGGGCCCACAAUCCUUGCUGAACACCAAGCUCCGGGCCAGCGAGACUUCUCACAUGCUACACAGACAAUUCUUUCCAAGAUCCCGCCGAACAACAGCAAGUUAACAUAUGUGUGGGAACAAUACCUCUUUCAUUACAUCUCCGAGGACGGCUUCACUUUUCUGGUCAUGGCAGAUGACUCUGUAGGAAGGAAGAUGCCAUUCGCUUUCCUAGCGGACCUGCAGCGCAAAUUUACCGAGCUCCCAUCCUCCUCGUCUGCUGUACUAAGCUCUACCCCCGCAUACGGACUUCAAGGCACCUUCUCUCCCACUAUCGCCUCUCUCAUGCACACGUACAACACUGCUCCUCCAACGGACGAAGUCGCCCGUGCUCAAGCGGAGCUGAACCAGGUCAAAGAUAUUAUGGUCCAAAAUGUCGAGCAGAUCCUCAGCCGUGGGGAGCGUAUCGAGCUUCUCAUCGAUAAGACUGAUAACAUGGCCACGCAGGCCACCGCAUUCCGGCGCGGCGCCAGGACAGUGAGGCGGCAGAUGUGGUGGAAGAAUAGCAAGAUAUUGGCAUUGAGCGUCUUGGUUGCGCUACUAUUAUUGUAUAUCAUUGUUGCUCAGUUCUGUGGGGCUAGCCUGCAGUGUGGCGCACAGUCUUGAGCAUCUCCAUGGUCCGGAUUGCUUAUUUAUUUGUACCCCAUAAUAUCCAUAUGUACUCCCUAGACUUAUCGACACUCAUAUUGGCCUCGUACAAUGUUUGUUAUAUUUAGGCACUUCAGACCCGACAUAUGUAACACCUUGACAAUAUAUCUCGCCAAGGUUGCUUGCCCGCAAAUUUUUACACGUCUAGAGACGAUGGA
Molecule: messenger RNA, 996 nt
Organism: Suillus plorans
Lineage: Eukaryota; Fungi; Basidiomycota; Agaricomycetes; Boletales; Suillaceae
Product: VAMP synaptobrevin-like protein
Exons: 5
Coding region: 125-796 (223 amino acids)
Biological process (GO): vesicle-mediated transport
Cellular component (GO): membrane
Source: RefSeq, a predicted model, not a curated record